This is a messenger RNA of Zychaea mexicana, 1236 nucleotides long. Its product is annotated as major facilitator superfamily domain-containing protein. Gene Ontology annotation, molecular function: transmembrane transporter activity. Lineage: Eukaryota; Fungi; Mucoromycota; Mucoromycetes; Mucorales; Lichtheimiaceae. Gene Ontology annotation, biological process: transmembrane transport. The record is from RefSeq and is a predicted model, not a curated record. The coding region runs from base 1 to 1236 and encodes 411 amino acids. The transcript is spliced from 6 exons.
AUGGUCUUCCAGGCCCUAUCGCCAUCCUUUUGGGGUCCACUGUCUGAUCUAUGGGGUCGCCGACCUAUCUACCUUGCAACCCUUACGAUCUUUAUUGCUUUCUGCGCAGGUCUGGCAGUGGCACCAACUUUUCCGGCGUUACUUGCUCUGCGAAUGUUUCAAGCUUUCGGCGCAAGCUCAGGCAUUGCAUUAGGUGCUGGCGUGAUUGGCGAUAUUACAACUCCUGCAGAUAUUUUUACUUCUUGUGCGAUGUCGUCUACAGCAAUAGGUCCCGUGAUUGGCGGUGUUAUUGCCCAGAAACUCUCAUGGAGGUGGAUUUUCUGGGUAUUGUUGGUUAUGGGCGCAAUAGGGUUAUUCACCGUACUCUUCUUUUUACCUGAAACUCUGCGCUCGCUCGUUGGCAAUGGGUCAAUUUACGCCAAUCCUACACCCUCGCAGUGGCUGAAAAGAAGAUUGUCUAAAGAUCCAUCACUAUUAGAAUCGAGCGCAACCAAGUCUCAACGCUCCCACAGAAUACCCAACUUUCUGGAUGCUUAUCUAGUCUUGCGCCAUCCAGACGUCAUCCUGAUAAUGACUAUCAACGGUUGCUACAUGGCUAUUCUCUUCACAAUCUUGACAUCGACCUCUACCCACUUUUCCAUUAUUUAUGGUCUAGAUACCUUACAAAUUGGGUUAUGCUAUAUUCCUUACGGAGUUGGUAGUGUAUGUGGAUCUUUUAUGAUGGGACGGAUGCUCGAUCGCGAUUUUAGGAUCACAGCUUAUAAACAUGGAAUGUCUCCGGAAGAGGUGAAAAGAUCGGGGAAACUGUCUACAGAUUUCCCAAUAUAUCGCGCCCGGCUAAGGACCACGUGGAUACAAAUGACUAUUUGUCAAUUGGUGAUUAUUGCCUAUGGCUGGACUCUCUAUGUUGAAGCCCACCUUGCCGUUCCUCUGAUUCUGCAAUUUAUCAUUGGUCUAAGCGUGGCGUCGGUAAUGAAUGCAUGUCAAGCAUUGGUGAUCGAUUUAUUUCCUGGUAAAGGCGCGUCAAUCACAGCCACUAGCAAUAUUGUGAGAAGCUUGCUUGGUGCUGUGGCUACUGCAACCAUUGAGGUCGGCAUUCAAUCUGUAGGCUUGGGAUGGAUGUUUACCAUCAUAGGAUUGAUCUUGGUCACCAACACCGCUUUUAUCCCUAUUCUAAUCAAACAUGGCCCAAAGUGGUGGCGAAAACGACGGGAGCAGCAGGAUAAAAAAAGAUAG